Molecule: messenger RNA, 399 nt
Organism: Hemiscyllium ocellatum (epaulette shark)
Lineage: Eukaryota; Metazoa; Chordata; Chondrichthyes; Orectolobiformes; Hemiscylliidae
Gene: fabp2
Product: fatty acid binding protein 2, intestinal
Exons: 4
Coding region: 1-399 (132 amino acids)
Biological process (GO): fatty acid transport
Cellular component (GO): nucleus; cytosol
Molecular function (GO): fatty acid binding
Source: RefSeq, a predicted model, not a curated record
AUGGCAUUCAACGGUACCUGGAAAGCUGAAAAAAAUGACAACUAUGACAAGUUUAUGGAACAGAUGGGAAUAAAUGUUAUGAAAAGAAAGCUUGCCAGCCAUGAUAACCUGAAACUUACAAUUCACCAAGAUGGGGAUAAGUUUACUAUCAAAGAGUCCAGUACCUUUCGAACAAAAGAAAUUGAGUUCACUUUGGGAGUAGCAUUCGACUAUGUCCUGGCAGAUGGAACAGAAGUGAAUGGUUCAUGGGUUUGUGAGGGAAACAAGCUUGUUGGAAAGUUCGUCAGAAAAGACAAUAGCAAGGAGCUGCUGACAACAAGGGAAAUUGUUGGAGAUGAGCUUGUACAGGCUUAUUCAUAUGAAGGAGUUGAUGCCAAGAGAUUUUUCAAAAAGGAAUAA